CUUUAAACCUGACUUUGACGCACUUAAUAGUGGUAACGCGUAACGUAUAUAUACGUUUCUGGCAUAACCUUGUGAUUGGAUCCGCUUUUGGGAAGCGUCAAAGAAGAAUGUCCGCGCGCUUUUUUAAACAUAUCUCCUACCACACGAAGAUAAAGCUUGUGCCUCCCAGCUUCAAAGCGAUUGUGAUAGAUUUAAACGAGCGAUCGCGAUAGCUUUGAACGAGCUAUCUGGAGCAUGUGGUAUUUUUCUUUGCAUUUGUCACAGUGCUGUCUCUAUCGUAAACCAAGAAAGACAGCUAGCUGGCUGGAUGGGUCGCCCACGCAUCUUUCAUAAAGCGGCAGUGCAUUCGGCGCCACAAGCCAUGCGUGGGCGAAGCUUGUGCGUUACACUUCUGCUGUUGUGCAGCUUCGUCUGCCCCUUAUACGCGGCAACGAAUGACGGGAAAGGCCCGGUGAAGCAGGGAAGUGGGCAAGCGGCACUCGUCCACGAUGCGGACGUCGUCUCCCGGGCCCGAUCUCUGGUCCGCGACUUGGUGCCGGCAUCGACCGCAGUCUCAGCGUCGGCGCGCUCCGCGGCCGGCCGACUUGUGCUCGAGUCCCUGGUGUUCCUCGCGGUUCUGGCGACCAGCCUGACACUCUUCCCGGGCUGGUAUUCCGUGUUGGUGGCGCUGUCGGCGCUGUUCUCCCUCUACGAGUCGGCAACCACGGCGGCAGCAGUCACGCCGGUGUUCAUGGCCAGGGGAGACUUCAGUCCGAUGAACGUCACCGACACCAAUUGCCAGGUCCAGCUGCUGUGCGAGGUGACCCGGUUGACACGCGCCAGGUUCCCGGUGGUGGCCACGCUUCUCAAGUCAGCGGCCAGGGGCGACCAUAGGGGCGGUCCCUUCGUGCAGGCCAUAUUGGCGGGGCUCAGCCGCGUCGACUGUGCCACGCUGUUCGGCUGCCCGCGUGACCGCAUCGAGCCUCUGCUCGCGAGGCAGCCUCGACGAUGACGCCCGUGAUCGUGCCACGCCCCGCUCGAUUCUGCAGCCGACCUUGUUGCUCAGCGCGGACCAUGGACCGCGCGGUCGAUCUGCUCCUUCCCAAUCAAGGAGUGUUCCAAACCUCCUUGUUCCUAAUCGUAUCCGCUGAGCACGACAUGGAGCUUUUGAACACGAGCUCGUGCUGUUCUUAACCCACCAAGGCCGAGAUGAAGCGCUGCAAAUAUGUACGCCGCAUUGAACGGCACACGUUCACGGCUCUCACUACGGAUUGGUAUGUGUACUGCUGACAGUAAAACUCACUUUCGAUAAUCUGCUCUACACGUCCUUAAUUUCUUUUGUACUUCGCACUGUUGCUCGACAAUGUUAUACGUUAACUGCCCUCGCAUUUUGACUCGCGUUCGUCUGGGCGCACGAGAUCUAUAGAUUU
Messenger RNA from Dermacentor andersoni, 1409 nucleotides. RefSeq lists its product as uncharacterized. The record is from RefSeq and is a predicted model, not a curated record. Lineage: Eukaryota; Metazoa; Arthropoda; Arachnida; Ixodida; Ixodidae.